Molecule: messenger RNA, 1525 nt
Organism: Salvelinus namaycush (lake trout)
Lineage: Eukaryota; Metazoa; Chordata; Actinopteri; Salmoniformes; Salmonidae
Exons: 5
Coding region: 35-406 (123 amino acids)
Source: RefSeq, a predicted model, not a curated record
CUCACACACUCACGUUAUCUCUUUCUGGAGCAACAUGCACAGGCUAACUCACUACCGCCUUCUCUUUGUCUGCUUGACUGGAGUGCUGCUGUUGCUACCUCUCUGCUGCGGCCAAACUGUAUAUUAUGACUACGGUGACACAACACAGACACCGGACUACGACUACAACGCCACCUUUGAAUACAUCUUUUUCAGCAACGCUAGUACUGAGGACCUGGACAAGUUUCUAAGAGCAAGUGAAGAGGAGUUUUAUGAGGGAGAAGAUAUGGGGGAAGAGGAAGACACAACCUUCCCGACCACUAUGUCGACCACAGACAGCAGCAUAGCGAAGGGCUCCAGGACAGCUCCUCCAUGUUUGCUGCUUGCCCUGGGCUUGACCGUGCACCAGCUGGGCCAACUCCUAUGAGAGGUACCACCGACGUUAUAGGACGCACACAUACACACACUCAGGAGAUAUCCAUGGGUCUAAGCAUGAAGGGAAGCGCAAGAAAGAACGGGGCUCAACACUCACCGGCAGUGACUCUUGGUGGACUCCUGUGAACUCAAACUUUAUUAUGCAAAGAACCCCUUCCGUCUUUGACUGCUCCCCCGUAGGACCUGAAGCCCAAACCAGGGACUCAAACCACUGCUCCCAUUGGACAUGAUGUCACUACAACAUCACCCAUAGUAUUCUAAAGCAAUGGAGAGACGAAAACCACUGCACACUGUAGGAUAAAUUACUACACAAUUGUGUUUUUAUGCGUUACAACACACGCAACCCUGCUUAUGUAGCAAACGCCACCACCGCACAAUUUUCAUAUUCAUUCUGUGUUGCAUCAUUCAGGGAGGUAGCUGAUCUGUAAGGUUGGUUCAGGCACCAUUAGGCUGCUGGAAAGAAAUGCCCAAUGCUGAUUUAUUAAAGGGCAGAAGGUCCUAAAUGUAAAAGUAGGCCAGGUUAAUGAGAGGGCUUCAAUUUGUUUCACAAAAAGUAGAUCCAAUACCACAGCAACACAUGACCUGUUACAUGCUUUGUCCAUCGGGGCGGUCAAUCGUAUUCCUCUUCUGUUUUGGAACCACUUUGAUUCAUGUGGAUUUCUAUUGAGAACAAGUGUCAUUCUGUCAAUGAAAGGCUCUGAAAAAACUGGUCUGAAAAUAUUGUGAACCUGCCGAUACCAAUAGCACAAAUAUAUCCGAUGUUCAUUCCAAGCGCCGUUACUUCCUGUGUGUCACAUUUACCCUGGUUCGUCUCUGUUUACAUCAUACACAAACACGGCUCAGCAUCCUUCUAGUCUAAGCCAUGCUGUUUAUUGACUUUGAGCAAAUACACAGGCACUUUCCUUAGAAAACGGCACUUCUGCAUCACCAGUCACCUCCUCGUAAGGGCAGGUAACCCUCUGCAGCAUACCAGUAUUUACCAUGUGUUUUAUACCAUUUUAUAAGUGUUUUAUAAAUAUUUUAUAGACGGUGUAUAAAUUAACUCUACAGAGGGGAUCAUACCGACUACUCAGAUGCACACAAGGUUAAUCAUGUCAACUGAUGAAUGUUA